AUGUUUCUUGCGCAUCUCCGGACUGCAAUCGCCGCCGCCGCUCUGACCAUUCUAGAAAGUGUCUUCGUGGCUGGCCUCUCCUUCACGGAGCACUCGAGAUCGCUCAGCCCAUCCCUUCUUCUGAGCGCAUUCCUUGUCCUGUCUACCGUCUUUGAUGCCGUUCGCCUCCGAACUCUGUGGGUGAAAUCCGUCGGGACUCCCAUCGUCGCGCUCUCGACCGCGGCUUUCGGCCUGAAGAUUGCGCUUCUCGUGCAGGAGGAGGCUAGCAAAAGACGAUGGAUCAUCGACAACUCGAGUGAGUGUAGCUCGGAGGAGACGGCUGGACUUCUUAACCGCGUCGGAUUUCACUGGCUCAAUGGUCUGCUUCUCAAUGGCUACUCUUCCCCCUUGACGAUCGCCAAGCUUCCUGUCAUUGACAGGCAGCUUCUGUCUGAUCCUCUCUGGGACCGCGUCGGACAGAAGUGGAGGAACUCGCCCAAGCAGGCAAAUAAUGCCUUGCUGGGGACUAUCUUCUCAGCUCUGAAGUGGCCAAUCCUGGCGCCUGUCCCCGCCUACAUGAUCCUCGUUGGGCUCCAGCUCGCACAGCCGUUCAUGAUCAGCACCAUCAUGGCUUACCUCGCGAACCCUGUCGACCACACUGAGGACCAGAGAAACAUCGUGUAUGGGUUGAUCGGAGCUUAUGGCAUGGUAUACAUCAGUAUUACGAUUGUGACUGCAGGGUGCCAACACCUCGUCUUCCGCUACGCCACCAUGAUGCGUGGCUGCCUCGUACUCCUGAUCUAUGAGAAGACAACUUCCAUGAGCAUCACUGACGCUGAAGAGGCCGCUGCUGUCACUCUGAUGAGCACUGACAUUGAGAGAAUUGUCAGCGGCAUGUCCAAGAUCCACGAGAGCUGGUCGACUCUUCUCCAGAUGGCCGUGGCCCUUACCUUGUUGUAUAGACAACUCGGGGUGGUGUUCAUUGUCCCUCUUGUCCUUUUCUUGAUUUGUGCCGUUGGAGCGGGAGCUCUGUCGGGUUCCGCUGGGGGUUUUCAGGCAUCCUGGAUGGCGGCUAUCCAAAAGAGAGUUGCGGUCACUUCUUCUGUUUUGGGAUCUCCCAAAGGCGUCAAGUUAUCCGGAUUCACCGACAAAAUGUUCCAAAUUAUUCAAGACUUGCGCUUGAAGGAAAUCGCGUCCGCGGCAAGGUUCAGAACCAUGUUGCUCGUCAUUGUCACUCUGUCCUACGCACCUGGUUCCAUUUCCCCCGUGGUGACCUUUGGCGCAUAUACCGCCAUAGCACAAAAGGACCACACCACGCUAGAUUUGAACCGCAUCUUCACGUCCCUCGCCCUGCUCAGCCUCGUCACGCAGCCCCUGAAUGAGCUAUUCGCUCAUCUCCCCAACAUCGUCGCCUCAGUAGCCUGCUUCGGGCGUGUGCAAGCUUUCCUUUUGUCCCCGGAGACGUCCGCUACGUCGGAUGUUCGUAGCUCCUCGCCCACCAGCGAAUCGCAUGUCGACACUUCUGGUCGCCAGCAGUCUGAGAAGCAGCCCUCUGCCACAAUCACCUCCCACUUGGACCCUCAGGCCAGCGGGCAUGCUAUUGAGAUUCGCAAUGCCAGGUUCGGGUGGAAGGCAGAUGCGGAGCCUGCCUUGACUAACCUCACAUUGGACAUCCCCCACGGAAAGCUCACAGUGAUUGUUGGUCCCAUCGCCUCUGGAAAGUCGACCCUCCUCAAAGCCAUAUUGGGCGAGACUCCGGUUGCAGAGGGAACUAUCAACCGGGCGUCUGACAAUAUUGCCUUCUGCGACCAGGUUCCCUGGCUCACGAACGAAACUCUGCGUCGCAACGUCACAGGCUUCUCCCACUUUGAAGCUUCUUGGUAUAGUACCGUCAUCCGAGCUUGUGCUUUGGAGGAUGACAUUGCGACCUUCCCGGAUGGCGACCAGGUCAUGGUCGGCAGCAAGGGCGUUACUCUCAGUGGUGGUCAGAAACAACGAGUGGCUAUCGCCCGCGCCGUUUACUCACGUCGUGACAUCAUUCUGUUUGACGAUGUCUUCAGCGGCCUCGACUUCGAGACGCAGACUCGUGUCUUUCGUAACCUCUUUGGAGUAUCUGGCCUCUUGAAACAACACAAGGUCACUUCACUUUUCGCAUACUACAUAAUCACCUUGGACGGGACCGGCACAGUCGCUUCUCGUGGUCCAUUUGAGGAGCUCAACAAGCAGCCUGGAUGCAUCAGCAAGUUCGGCCUGAUCACCAAUGAAGAUGCGAUCCAGGGCGACGUCGUGAAGGAUGACGGCCAAUCCGCUUUCAAGCCUGAGCAUAAAGAGAGGAUUGCAGACAAUAGCGUUGAUGAGGAGACACAGCGCAUGGGUGAUCGUUCGGUCUACAAGUACUACUUCCAGGCAACGGGUCCCCGCAGCGUUCUCAUCUUCAUCACUCUGCAGGUCAUCUGGGUAUUUCUAACAAAGUUCCCCGAAAUUUGGCUCUCCUGGUGGGGUGAGGCGAACGACAGUCACCCUAAUCAGGAGACCGGAAAGUACAUGGGUGUCUAUGCCACUCUCCAAGUCUUGUCGCUUGUUGCGUUGGCCGCAGUCUGCUGGCACGUCGUACUUCGAAUGGCUGUGGCUUCUGGCGUUAGACUUCACUGGAUCCUCCUCGAAAAGACUCUUCGAGCACCUCUGUCGUUUUUCGCUGCAACCAAUACCGGCUCCAUCGUCAACAGAUUUAGCCAGGAUAUUCAAUUGAUUGAUGCUGAGUUGCCAAUCUCUCUUCUCAACGUUGCCGCCAACGGACUCAUCUGCAUUGCCCAAGCCUUGAUGAUCAUUCCCGCUUCCUACCAGGUUAUUGCAGUCUUCCCGUUCCUUGGCGGUAUUCUCUGGGUCAUCCAAAGAUUCUACCUGCGGACGUCGCGCCAGCUUCGUUUCCUGGAGCUCGAAGCAAAGGCCCCCAUGUACGGCCUAUCCACAAUCCGCGCCUUCGGCUGGCAAAAGGACCUCACGAACCUUAUGCGCGAUCGCCUCGACACCUCCCAGAAGCCAAUCAUCCAGCGCUGGCUCACUCUCGUCCUCGACCUCACCGUCGCCGCCCUCGCCAUCGUCCUCAUCUCCGUCGCCGUCGCCCUGCGCGGCCGCGUCGGCGCAGGCUUCGCCGGUGUUGCCCUGUACAACAUCAUGGGUCUCAGCAGCGCCAUGAAGGCAGCCAUCACCGUCUGGACCGUCCUCGAGACCUCCAUUGGUGCCGUUGCGCGCGUAAAGACGUUUGCUGAGCAGACUCCCGCCGAGAGCCAGGCCCAGGAGUCGCAGACGCCGCCGGAUUCGUGGCCUGAGAGCGGAGCGAUCAGCUUUCAUAAUGUCACUGCUUCGUAUGGUGAAGGCAUGGAUAACAUUUCUUCAAAGGUUUCUUUCACUGUUUUGCCUGGCCAGAAAGUUGGUAUCUGCGGUCGAAGCGGGAGUGGCAAGAGUUCUCUCCUGCUCACCUUGCUCCGCCUAGUUGACUGCAACGAGGGUCAGGUCAUCAUCGAUGGCGUCGACGUCGUGACCAUGCCGCGCGAGGUGUUACGUCAGCGACUGAACGCGCUUCCACAAGAACCUCCCUUCUUCAGCGGCAGCGUCCGCCUCAACUGCGACCCCGAAGGCACGAUUUCGGAUGAGAUCGUCACCGAGGCCCUCCGCACCGUUGGCCUUCUAGGGGUGGUUGAAGAGAAGGGCGGGCUCGAUGCGGAAUUCUCGGAUGACUUUUUCUCUCACGGCCAGAAGCAGGUAUUUUGCCUGGCGAGAGGGAUAUUGCAUCCCGCCAAGAUUGUGGUCAUGGAUGAGGCUACUAGCAGUGUCGAUGUUGAUACAGAGAAGAAGAUGAUGAACGUCAUUCAUGAACGAUUCGCCGACGCAACAAUCAUCUCAGUGCCUCACCGUCUUGACACUGUUCUUGACUUUGAUAAGAUCAUCGUCUUGGACAAAGGUGUCAUCGUUGAGGAGGGCUGCCCCGCUGAGCUUCUCAGCCGGGCGUCUGCGUUCCGAACUCUCUAUGAGACAUUCCAUAGUUAA
This is a messenger RNA of Colletotrichum acutatum, 4026 nucleotides long. Its product is annotated as P-loop containing nucleoside triphosphate hydrolase protein. The record is from RefSeq and is a predicted model, not a curated record. The transcript has 19 exons. Bases 1 to 4026 code for a protein of 1341 amino acids. Lineage: Eukaryota; Fungi; Ascomycota; Sordariomycetes; Glomerellales; Glomerellaceae. Gene Ontology annotation, biological process: transmembrane transport. Gene Ontology annotation, cellular component: membrane. Gene Ontology annotation, molecular function: ATP binding; ATP hydrolysis activity; ABC-type transporter activity.